AUCCCACAUUUCUCUCUCCUCCUCUCUAUAAAACCCAACGCGCCUCCUGCCUCUUCUUAACCCAACCGUCAUCGCCUUCUCUUUCUUCUUUCUUUAUUCAAAAUCUGAAACAGCUUGAACAAGGAUGGCUCCAAGAGCCGGAUCGAAUAGCAACUCCAAACCCAACUCCGCUACCAAGGAGAUCCGUUACAGAGGCGUUAGGAAGCGCCCAUGGGGCCGUUACGCGGCCGAGAUCCGUGACCCCGGCAAGAAAACCCGUGUCUGGCUUGGCACUUUCGACACUGCUGAAGAGGCUGCGCGUGCUUACGAUGCUGCUGCUCGUGAGUUCCGCGGCUCCAAGGCCAAGACUAAUUUUCCGUCGGUUACCGAACUUAACAACGCGGCCGCUGCGGCACCUGUUGUCACCAUCGCGCGCAGCCCAAGCCAAACCAGCACCGUCGAGUCUUCCUCUCCCCCGCCUCCACGCGCUGCUUCUCCUCCACCACCUCUAGACCUCACUCUCAACAUUCCCAGCUAUCAUCGCCGCAGCCAUUUCUCCAAUGGUGGUAGCUAUCCCGGGGGCGCGUGUGUUUCACUCGCGGCGGUUUCUGGCCCAGUGUUCUUUUUCGACGCUUUUGCUCACGGGGAGAACAUAAAGCACACUAAAUCUAACAUGUGCAGAUUUGAUCGGACGGCGGCGAUGAUGAACGGCGGGGUUCAGAGUGAUUCAGAUUCUUCAUCUGUUGUUGAUUAUGACCAUGAUCUUAGUCCUUGUAACAAGGGAAUAUCUCUUGAUCUUAACCUUCCUCCGGCGGAAGUUGCCUGAUUUUGAGGAGAUCUGAUUUUUGGGAAGUCGUUUGGGGCUUCGUUAUUUGUCGUUUAUUUUAUUUUACUUUUCAUAUUUUUACUCAAUUUCCAGUGGAGGCAAAAGGAAAAUGAGAAGAAGUUAGAGCUAAGGAAGGAAGCUGACGUUUCUUUUUUAUUAUGUAUAUAAAGAGAUAACCAAAGCAAAAGCUUAUGUCCCCUUUUUUUUUUUCGGCAACUGAGAAAUCAUAGAUUUCUCAUAUGUUGUUUCUACUGUUAUUAUUGUUUACUAAUAAAAAUAUAUAGAUUUCUGUUUCUAAUCAAAA
This is a messenger RNA of Hevea brasiliensis (rubber tree), 1109 nucleotides long. RefSeq names its product ethylene-responsive transcription factor 4. Bases 125 to 805 code for a protein of 226 amino acids. Gene Ontology annotation, biological process: regulation of DNA-templated transcription. Gene Ontology annotation, molecular function: DNA binding; DNA-binding transcription factor activity. The transcript has a single exon. Lineage: Eukaryota; Viridiplantae; Streptophyta; Magnoliopsida; Malpighiales; Euphorbiaceae. The record is from RefSeq and is a predicted model, not a curated record.